GGAGCGUUUUCCCCCGGCCGGCGCUCAGCUGGGGCGGAGGAAGAGGCGGCCUGGGCCUGCCGAGCUGUUGCAGUCUUCGCGGCUGCUAUGUCCAGGGUGCACGGUGCCCUCCGCAGCUCCGUGCAGCGCUAGAGGCGGCCGAGCGCCCGCCGACGCCGCCCAGAUCCCUGGUGCCACCGCUCCUCCGCUCCUCCACUCCCGCAGCUCCCGCUGCUCCUCCGGCGUCGCCUGCGAGGCCAGGCGGAGGCAAGAUGAAGAUGACGGUGGAUUUCGAGGAGUGCCUGAAGGACUCGCCCCGCUUCAGGGCUGCUUUGGAAGAAGUUGAGGGAGAUGUGGCGGAGCUGGAACUAAAACUCGAUAAGCUUGUGAAGCUCUGUAUUGCGAUGAUUGACACUGGCAAAGCCUUCUGUGUUGCAAAUAAACAGUUCAUGAAUGGGAUUCGAGACCUGGCACAGUAUUCUAGCAAUGACGCUGUCGUUGAGACAAGUUUGACCAAGUUUUCUGACAGUCUUCAAGAAAUGAUAAAUUUUCACACAAUCCUGUUUGAUCAAACUCAGAGAUCAAUUAAGGCACAGCUUCAGAACUUCGUUAAAGAAGAUCUUAGAAAAUUCAAAGAUGCCAAGAAACAAUUCGAAAAAGUCAGCGAAGAAAAGGAAAAUGCACUAGUGAAAAAUGCCCAAGUUCAGAGAAACAAGCAGCACGAAGUGGAAGAGGCCACAAACAUCCUCACCGCCACGAGGAAGUGCUUCCGGCACAUAGCCCUUGACUAUGUCCUUCAGAUUAAUGUGCUUCAAUCAAAGAGGAGAUCAGAAAUCCUGAAAUCAAUGCUGUCCUUCAUGUAUGCACAUCUGGCCUUCUUCCACCAAGGCUAUGACCUGUUCAGUGAGCUCGGGCCCUACAUGAAAGAUCUUGGAGCGCAGUUGGAUCGACUGGUUGUGGAUGCCGCAAAGGAGAAAAGAGAGAUGGAGCAAAAACAUUCUACUAUCCAGCAGAAGGACUUCUCCAGCGAUGACUCCAGGCUGGAGUACAAUGUGGACGCUGCGAAUGGCAUUGUCAUGGAAGGGUAUCUCUUCAAGCGAGCCAGCAACGCCUUCAAAACGUGGAACAGGAAAAAACCCGAUCAUAUCAGACGCUGGUUCUCCAUACAGAACAAUCAGUUGGUUUACCAGAAAAAGUUCAAGGACAGCCCCACGGUGGUGGUGGAGGACCUCAGGCUCUGCACGGUGAAGCACUGUGAAGACAUAGAGCGGCGGUUCUGCUUCGAGGUGGUCUCUCCAACAAAAAGUUGUAUGCUCCAGGCAGAUUCUGAAAAGCUUCGCCAGGCCUGGAUUAAGGCUGUUCAGACCAGCAUUGCCACUGCCUACAGAGAAAAGGGCGAUGAAUCAGAGAAGCUGGAUAAGAAAUCAUCUCCAUCAACGGGAAGCCUAGAUUCUGGAAAUGAGUCAAAAGAGAAAUUAUUGAAAGGAGAGAGCGCCCUGCAGCGUGUGCAGUGCAUCCCUGGCAACACCAGCUGUUGUGACUGUGGGCUGGCAGACCCACGGUGGGCCAGCAUCAACUUGGGCAUUACCUUGUGCAUCGAGUGCUCUGGGAUUCAUCGGAGUCUUGGGGUUCAUUUUUCUAAAGUACGGUCUUUAACUUUAGAUACUUGGGAGCCUGAGCUUUUAAAGCUUAUGUGUGAAUUGGGGAAUGAUGUUAUAAAUCGUGUUUAUGAAGCUAAGCUGGAAAAGAUGGGAAUAAAGAAACCACAGCCGGGACAGAGACAGGAGAAAGAGGCAUAUAUCAGAGCAAAAUAUGUGGAGAGGAAAUUUGUGGAUAAAUACUCCAUGACAUCAUCGCCUUCUGAGCAGGAGAAAAGGGUUAUUUCCAAAAGCUGCGAGGAACAGAGGCUGAGCCAAGUCAGGGCGUCUGUCCACACCGCAGUCAAAAGUAAUGACAGUGGGAUCCAGCAAGGCUCUGAUGACGGACGAGAAUCUUUACCUUCCACCGUGUCAGCCAAUAGCUUAUAUGAGCCUGAAGGAGAAAGACAAGAGUCUUCUGUGUUUCUUGACUCUAAACAUCUUAAUCCAGGACUUCAGCUUUAUAGGGCUUCAUACGAGAAAAACCUUCCCAAAAUGGCUGAGGCUUUGGCUCAUGGUGCAGAUGUGAACUGGGCUAAUUCAGAUGAGAACCAAGCAACAGCACUCAUCCAGGCUGUACUAGGGGGCUCUUUGGUGACGUGUGAGUUCCUCUUACAGAAUGGUGCUAAUGUAAACCAAAGAGACGUCCAGGGGCGGGGACCACUGCACCACGCCACUGUCUUAGGACACACAGGGCAGGUGUGUUUAUUCCUAAAGCGAGGUGCCAAUCAACAUGCCACUGAUGAAGAGGGGAAGGACCCUUUGAGCAUAGCUGUGGAAGCAGCCAAUGCUGACAUAGUAACCUUGUUACGUUUAGCAAGAAUGAAUGAAGAAAUGCGGGAAUCGGAAGGACUUUAUGGACAGCCAGGUGAUGAAACUUACCAGGACAUUUUUCGUGAUUUUUCUCAAAUGGCAUCCAAUAAUCCAGAGAAACUCAAUCGUUUCCAGCAAGAUUCACAGAAGUUCUGAGCCUUUUAAAGAGGGGAAACUAUGAAAUUUGGUGAAUUACUAAUGUGUACAACCAAAAUCUUACACCUUUUUAAAACUGCUUUAAUUCUACUUGAUUUUGGUAGACAUUGAAUUGUUUGGAAAAAAUGGUACCCAUUCAUUGGUGUUUUUGUAAAUGAAAACAGAUCUCUCAUAGUUGGGAAAGGGAGAAAUCCACUAUAAUUCUUCUUUUAUUUAAGGAGAAAAAGACUGUUUAACGGGUGUGCUUUAAUAUAAAGUUGUAUCCAGAUCUAAGUGAUCUCUUAAGUUCCGAGAUGCUUACACUGUUGGGCCCGUGCACCUUUGCCUUGGGUAGUGCACUGUUUCUCCCCAGGGACACUCAGUAGUCACUAUGUCUACAUCAAGUGGGAGCCAGCUGGCUUACCUGUAUCUAGGAUGUGUCUUCUCUACAGCUUCGCUGAUACUGUUGGUGGUUUAGAAAUAUGUAUGUGCAUUUUCUGGUAGCUUAGCUAUGAUACCCACGUUUAUAGGAUGUCAUUGCUAGGACUAGUGAGGAUGCCCCUCCUUUGCUCAGAGAUGCCAUUGCACGUCACGACUUUAGCAAACAUGGUGACUGUCCAGUAGACCACACUUUAGUCUCUAGACUUAUUUCAUCUUGUGGUGCAAAGGAGCUUAUUCUUUUUUCUUCUUUCAGUUACCGCAAGACUCCCAGCUCAGUUUUUAUUGUUGGGUUGAUUUCCUAAAACCUUGAAAGAUCAUCAGUGCAAUAAAACUGUAUGGCAGAAGUUGACUAUUGCAAAAUUGGGCUUUCAUCAAAACACGGUGAUUUCAAAGAUAAUGUAGGUCAUUUUAUAUUUGGAAUUUAUCCAUUUUAAGAUAUAUAUAUAUAUAUAUACAUAUAUAUAUAUGUAUAUUUACUAUUACUCCUAGUGAAGGGAAAAUCUCCAUGUAAAAGAAGAAAAAGCUAAUUUUUUUCUGUUUAUACUAAAAUUUACCAGCAAUAAAUUUCUUUUAUUUUUUCUA
Arvicola amphibius (Eurasian water vole) is the source of this 3587-nucleotide messenger RNA. It is a transcript of the gene Acap2, whose product is annotated as ArfGAP with coiled-coil, ankyrin repeat and PH domains 2. Gene Ontology annotation, cellular component: endosome membrane; cytoplasm. Bases 252 to 2585 code for a protein of 777 amino acids. The record is from RefSeq and is a predicted model, not a curated record. Gene Ontology annotation, molecular function: GTPase activator activity; protein binding. The transcript is spliced from 24 exons. NCBI's taxonomy places the organism in Eukaryota, Metazoa, Chordata, Mammalia, Rodentia, Cricetidae.